Mercurialis annua (annual mercury) is the source of this 1733-nucleotide messenger RNA. RefSeq names its product sialyltransferase-like protein 2. The coding region runs from base 147 to 1457 and encodes 436 amino acids. NCBI's taxonomy places the organism in Eukaryota, Viridiplantae, Streptophyta, Magnoliopsida, Malpighiales, Euphorbiaceae. The transcript is spliced from 12 exons. The record is from RefSeq and is a predicted model, not a curated record. Gene Ontology annotation, molecular function: sialyltransferase activity.
CCAGUAUGACAGCUGCAGAGAAGAAAUAUUAUUAAUUUCAUUAGAGUGAACUAUAUCAGAUUAGAUCAGAACUCUGCUCAUUCAUCACUUGAAUUUUGCCUUUAUAGAUCACAGACAAAUAAAAAAGAAUAGAAGGAUCGGAAUAGAUGAAGUUACUGCAGUUUGGAUUAAUUUUAGCAUUGCUAUCUGGCCUCUCUGCUCUUCUCAUUUACAUCACCGGCGUCUCCAAUCUAAAUUCAAUACCGCAGGAAGAUGUAAAAGCUUUGGAAUCCUUACAGAGAACUUUCCAGAAGUGCGUGAGGGCAAAUGGAUUAGGUUUAGAAGCUGUACCUGGCAGUGAUUAUUGCCAGGUCACGAUAAAUUUCCCUAGUGAGACUGUUCCUAAAUGGAAAGAUCCUAAAACUGGAGAACUCGAAGGAUUGUCAUUUGAACUUAAUUUGUGUGAAGCUGUGGCUACGUGGGAACAGGUGCGGAAUAGCACUACAAUUCUCACAAGGGAGUUCAUUGAUGCUUUACCAAGAGGAUGGGAGGAUUAUGCAUGGCGCAGAAUUAAUAAGGGGAUACUUCUUAACAACUGUCGGAACAAGACUUUAUGCAUGGAGAAACUCUCCUUAGUACUCCCAGAAACACCACCAUAUAUUCCAAGGCAGUUUGACCGUUGUGCUGUUAUUGGCAAUUCGGGAGAUCUUUUAAAGACAAGGUUUGGGAAGGAAAUAGAUGGUUACGAUGUUGUCAUUCGAGAAAAUGGGGCCCCCAUCCAGAACUAUACAGAAUAUGUCGGCAAAAAAAGUACUUUCCGUCUUCUCAAUAGAGGAUCUGCUAAAGCCCUUGAUAAAGUUGUGGAGUUAGAUGAAAGAAGGAAGGAGGUUCUGAUAGUCAAAACAACAAUACAUGAUAUUAUGAACAAGAUGAUUCGGGAAGUUCCAAUUAAUAAUCCCGUCUAUCUCAUGUUAGGUGCAUCCUUUGGGUCAGCAGCAAAGGGAACUGGCCUCAAGGCUCUCGAGUUUGCUCUUUCUAUUUGUGAGUCAGUUGAUAUGUAUGGUUUCACUGUGGAUCCAGGAUACAAGGAAUGGACCAGAUAUUUCUCAGAAUCUCGACAGGGCCACACCCCCCUGCAAGGAAGGGCUUAUUAUCAGAUGAUGGAGUGCUUGGGUCUCAUUAAAAUACAUUCUCCGAUGAGAAAUGAUCCAAACCGUGCUGUGAAAUGGGUCCCAAGCAAGAGUACAAUCAGAGCUGCUAGAGUUGCAUCAGAGAAAUUAUUGAGGAGGGUUGGAGCUGGAUCUCGAGAUCCACUAGCGACAUGUUCGAUUAAAAAGCUAGUUAAGAAAAGAUCUAAUUCUAUAUCAGGUCUCAGAAAAGCUGCUAUUCAUCAUCAGGAAUUUGUUAAAGGUACAGUAAUGUAUCCUCUCGAGCACAAUCCUGGACACGGUAUGCUCUGCACAUUGCCAACAGAUUGAAACUUUGAAAAGUGGAUCACCUUACGGUAGAGUUAGCUGAUUGACUUUGAAAUAUUUAUUAAGCUAUUUAUAUAAAGGUUUUCUGCUCUGUUUUAGAUAUAGUCUUGAAAAGUUUUCCAUUCAUAGUCAAAACUGCAAACAUUCUUUCUGUAGACUGUACCAGCAUUGUUAAUUUAUAUUCACUUUUAAUGUAGUCAGGAUAGUGAAAGCAUAGUCUGAAGAAUUGUUGAUGCGUUGUAUCAAAAUCAUUAUUUUUAGUACUUCUUUCAAUAGUUA